AUGCUCCCUGCAACCAGUGCUCGCGACCACCUAUAUAUGCUGAUCAGCGCUCGACGCCCUCCACUGUACGAGUUCGUCGGCUCCGGAGGGUUUACCGACUACGAGGACUCUGCAUCGGAGCACUCUGAUGCCAAUAUUUCUGAUUGUGAUGAAACUCUUCAUGAUGUUGUUGCGGAUGGAUCGCCUUCCUCUACCUUCACUCUGAAAGUGCCGCGACGCUCACAGUCUAUUUUCCUCACUUUGACAGAGUAUUUAUGCACCACUCGCCGUGUCGAUCCGAUGAUAUUCGUGCCUGGUUCCGGUGAUUUUCUAGGAUCCAUUUCCCUUUUCAACAAUCGUUCUGCUUUCACAUGCCACUGGGUCUCCACUCGAGUUGGAUAUCGGAUGACUAACCUACCGGAAGCUGGUACUAUAAUAGUUUUUCAAGAAAUGUCUUCCUUGGGUCCUCAAGUGAAUUUCUCCCGUCCGAGCAGUAAGUAUAUAACGGUUUUUACACCCGACGAUAAACUUCACAAGAUUAGUGGCCCCGCAAUCCUACGACCCGGAAACACAGAUGAGCCAGUUGUGGGGUUGCCUCUGUCAAUUAAGUUCCCAAUCUCUGUGACUCUCGAUGACUUUAUCGGUAUUUGCAAUGUAAUGCGUGAUUGCUUGCCCCGCGACAAAAGUGCAAGGUCUCUUUGGGAAGAAGAAAGACUCCCGAAGACGAGAAGGAAGACACUUGAUUCGCCAAAAAAGGUGUCGUGGGAUCUGCCACCAAUUAUUGAAUCAAACAUGAACGGUAGAAUGGACCUUAAUGAUGAGUUGGAGUCUCCAACUUUCUGUAAAACAGCCAAUUUAGCUAACCCUCCAGGACUUGCUGCUGUCCCAACUUCAGAUGGAGACUCAAUCUAG
Echinococcus granulosus is the source of this 891-nucleotide messenger RNA. RefSeq lists its product as hypothetical. Lineage: Eukaryota; Metazoa; Platyhelminthes; Cestoda; Cyclophyllidea; Taeniidae. The transcript has 3 exons. Bases 1 to 891 code for a protein of 296 amino acids. The record is from RefSeq and is a predicted model, not a curated record.